Aspergillus tubingensis is the source of this 1599-nucleotide messenger RNA. RefSeq names its product fungal specific transcription factor domain-containing protein. Gene Ontology annotation, molecular function: zinc ion binding; DNA binding. NCBI's taxonomy places the organism in Eukaryota, Fungi, Ascomycota, Eurotiomycetes, Eurotiales, Aspergillaceae. Gene Ontology annotation, cellular component: nucleus. The transcript has 3 exons. The record is from RefSeq and is a predicted model, not a curated record. The coding region runs from base 1 to 1599 and encodes 532 amino acids. Gene Ontology annotation, biological process: DNA-templated transcription.
AUGCAUGCUCCUAUGAGAGGGAUAACCCAUCCCCCGGGCGCCCGAGGCAUGACGGUGGCCAUCCCGGAAGACGUCGUGGAACUCGGGCGUGCAUCUAUUGCCGUCUUCAAAAAGCCCGAUGUUCAGGAUCGAGAUGGAAGAUUGACAGUCAAGUCUUCCACUCGCUUGGUCUCCCUGAAUGAGCUGCAGCAAGGACUAGUUUACCCUGUAAAGGACGGAGCGGAGUUAGAUGGAGUCCUUGAUGACUAUUUCUUGCACCUGUAUCCCUUGCCUUCCUACAGCUUCCUUCACGAACCCUCAAUUCGGCGAAUGUGUGCUGCUAGAACGCUCGAGCCAAGUCUCGUGUUAUCUAUGUGCGCCUUGGUCAAACUAAGGUGCAGACCAGCUGGGUCUCAGCCUUCCGAAAGCGUGUCAUUGAUCGAACUUUCGGAAAAGAGGAUCUGGGACAUGAUCGAGACGCCUUCAAUAUUCAGAUUGCAGGCACUCUUCUUGAUUAUCCAGUACCAUGCCGAAGUUGGCCGGUUCGAAAGGGCCUUCAUGAUGGCUUCCAUUGCGAGCCGCCAUGUGACUGCUCUCCAGCUGAAGCAUGAAAGCCCACACCUCAGCUUUGUCACUCAGGAAAUUCGACGGAGAGCUGCUUGGACGAUGGCACUACUAGAUGGUUACUUUUCUGUAGGGCUUCCCGGCUACAGCACGAUAAAUUAUGAAGAGAUAUACCAGCAAUAUCCGUGUCGUGAAGAGGAAUUUGGCUCAACGGAUCCCGACACCAUACUGGGCCCUUCCACCGCUCGGGUUGAAGACAAAGCUCACUACAGCAUGCUGGAGCUGAUACUGCGUAUUUCCAGAGUGCGCAGAGAUAUCAUGCGCUUCACCAGGCAGUUGGCCCUGCUGGAGCAGCCUCUCAAAGAGUUUCAGGGUAUCGUGCAAGGAUUCCAAAUGAACCUCACUCAGCUUCAGAAGAAAAUAGCGUCCGUUGUGGGUUCUUCGGCCACUGAAACCAUAAUCCAGCCAAACUUCCGGUGGGUUGUGAGAUCUCUAGAGAUCCAACUCGCUUGGCGUCAGGCACACUGUGACCUGUUUCGCCUCUUCCUUCUCGGGCAUCCCAAUGCGGCCCCUGAUGUGGUAUUACGUCCCUUGGGAUCAAGCACCUAUGCUAGCCAAGCCCAGGAAAUAUGUCAGGAACACAGUGACUGGAUAGUAGAAUCUAUUAAGAAGGUUCGAAAGAUGAAUCUCCAGGUCCUCUUCUCAUUCGAUAUUGCGAGAUGCGCUUAUCAGGCUGCACGUCUCAAUCUCUUUCUCGCUCAUAUGCCAAACGUGCGGCCGCAGCUAACAUCAGAAUGCGCCGUUUCUAAAGCUGCAGAAUGCCUAGCUUUUAUCAAGGAAAAAUUUGUAUCGUCUGCUCAUGCUCAGCGGAUGAUCUCAGACCUCAGUCUAUUGAUUGGAGCCUACGAGACGCGUGAUGGGCAUUUUGGAGCGGCGAUGGCGCUUGAUUCGUUACGGUUUUCUGGGGAUGCAGUUGAGAAGCACAAACAACUAUCGGCACACAGUCUUAUUCAUCAGGCUAAUUUCGUGGAUGAUAGCUAUCUCUAUGAAUUGUGA